This is a messenger RNA of Gasterosteus aculeatus aculeatus (three-spined stickleback), 4247 nucleotides long. It is a transcript of the gene epb41l5, whose product is annotated as erythrocyte membrane protein band 4.1 like 5. Gene Ontology annotation, cellular component: cytoskeleton. Gene Ontology annotation, biological process: actomyosin structure organization. The record is from RefSeq and is a predicted model, not a curated record. Gene Ontology annotation, molecular function: cytoskeletal protein binding. NCBI's taxonomy places the organism in Eukaryota, Metazoa, Chordata, Actinopteri, Perciformes, Gasterosteidae.
ACGUCACAUCCUGAAGAAAGCUUUGCCUCCUACUUUUUGUCGGGACCAGGGAGAAAACCAUCCCGCAGAGGUAAACGCGGUGGGGAGAAAAAAAGAAGAAGAGGAACAAGUUACAAACGGGGCUGCGGUUUAGUCGUCUACCAUGCAAGCGGACGUCCUCUCGCCGUGAAUUAAUUAUUUUUGUGUGGCAGUGUAACCCUCUUCCCUCUCCCCCCCCCCACUCUCCCAUAAUGCUCAGUUUCCUGCGCAGGACGCUGGGCAGACGGUCCAUCCGGAAACAUGCAGAGAAAAGUCGGUUACGGGAGGCCCAGCGAGCCACGACGCACAUCCCCGCUGCCGGGGAUGCAAAGUCUGUCAUCACCUGCCGCGUGUCCUUACUGGACGGGACGGACGUCAGCGUCGACCUGCCGAAAAAAGCAAAAGGUGAGGAGCUGUUUGACCAGAUCAUGUACCACCUGGACAUCGUGGAGAAAGACUACUUCGGGCUGCGCUUCAUGGACUCUGCACAAGUGCCGCACUGGCUUGAUGUUACAAAAAGUAUCAAAAAACAAGUGAAAAUCGGCCCACCGUACUGCCUCCACCUGAGGGUGAAGUUUUACUCCUCAGAACCAAACAACCUGCACGAGGAGCUCACCAGAUACCUCUUUGUGUUACAGUUAAAGCAAGACAUCCUCAGUGGCAAGCUAGAAUGUCCGUUUGACACGGCGGUGGAGCUGGCUGCCUUCUCGCUACAGGCUGAGCUCGGGGAUUGCGACCCAUUAGAACACAAUCUGGACCUGGUGUCAGAGUUUCGUUUCACCCCCAACCAGACAGAGGACGUGGAGCUGGAGAUCUACAACAAGUGGAAGGAGUGCAGAGGUCAGAUGCCAGCCCAAGCUGAAAUUAACUACCUGAAUAAAGCCAAGUGGCUGGAAAUGUAUGGUGUGGACAUGCACAUGGUCAAGGCAAGAGACGGUAAUGAGUACAGUCUGGGUUUGACACCCACCGGAGUUCUGGUGUUUGAAGGAGAAACCAAGAUAGGGCUCUUCUUCUGGCCCAAGAUCACUUGUCUGGAUUUUAAGAAGAGCAGACUGACUCUUGUGGUGGUGGAGGACGAUGACCAGGGCAAAGAACAGGAGCACACCUUUGUGUUCAGGAUGGACCACCCCAAGGCCUGUAAGCACCUCUGGAAGUGUGCCGUAGAGCACCACGCUUUCUUCAGGCUGAGAGGGCCGGUCCAAAAGAACUCUGCAAGCUCCGGAUUCAUACGCAUGGGAUCACGCUUCAGAUACAGUGGAAAGACGGAGUAUCAGACAACCAAGGCCAACAAGGCCAGACGCUCCGCCUCCUUUGAGAGGAGGCCCAGUCGCCGGUACUCCAGGAGAACCAUGCAGAACAGAGGAGCGUUUCAUCCCCAGGAGCUUCUGUCCUCGGGCAACGGCUUCAGCUCCAGCAGAGGCAUCAAGGCUCCUCCCGGUAGAAGUGCCUGGUCCUCGGCGCCCGUGGUCGCCCCGGUGGCGGCUUCUUCCUGUGCACCGAUGGAAAUUGAAGCUCUACCCAGGAGUCCUGGAGGAGAAAAGAGGAGCCUGCCCGCGGUCGCUGACCUGAUGGAGACGUGCAUUGACGACGUCCUCAGGGCUCCUGUCGUCCCCGUUGAGACCGCUGCAGACGAGGCCGGACCGAGCUACGCCUACGGACCCCCCAGCGCCACCGGGGAAGACCCUCUCGGCCUCGCCGAAGCAGCCGCUCGGCUGAAGCAGCUGGAGUUGGAGAGCAGCCCGCUUCUCGCCACUCCAAAAAACGUCAACGUCAACAUGGCCAUGAACAAUCAGGAGGACGUGGUGAAGCUCACAGAGAAGUGUGGGCUGAGCAGCGCCGGCAGCAGUCCGGUCGUCCCUCCGCUCUGCACCCCGGAGGACCUGAAGAGUAACAUCCUGAAAGCACAAGUCGAGGCCGCUGCCCUGAAGGGAUCUUUGGAGGAACACGUUGUAAUCGUUGGAGAUAAAAACUGUAACUUGCAGGAGGCCUCAGCGAGGUUGAAAGUUCGUACCGGGCGAUUGGGCAGCAACUCGUCUCUGUCCAUCAGCAGUCGCCCUGAAAUCCAAGACUCCUGGGACCUGCUCAAGUCGGCCUCACUGGUCUGCUCAGCCGGCGCCAGCGCCGAGAGGCUCGCCGACGAUCUCCAGCCAUCUGCUGCCACGACGCCCUGUGAGUCUGCCAGCGACGGCACGGCACCGAAGGUUAAAGCGGAGGAAGUGGACCUUCACAACAUCCUCCCGCUGUCUGACAACCUGAUAGACUUCACGGACGCGGCUCCCGUGUUGCCACCAGCGCAGCAGCCCAAACCUCCCAUCACGCCUCGCUGGAUCGUUCCUUCUGCAGCUCCUCCUGCCGCCUUUACUAACGGCCUACUCGACCUUGACCCCCCUGCUAAGGUCAACCCUCUCCUCCCUGCAGAUGGGGGAGCUGCUGUCACCCCAGUCCUCCCCCACCUCGCUCACACACCUAACACCGUCUCUGCCAGCCCUGCAGCCUCGGAGGACGGAGCCAAACCCAGAGGUCUCCUGACCACUGAGCUCUGAUGGGGAGACGAGGAGCGGCCGUCACCACGCUGCCCGACUGCCCCCCAUCCCCCCUUCCCCGACACAUCCACUCGCCUGCUGAGGGUUGUGAGGAACAACACAAACACAGUUGCACCCACACCGACGCUCCGGUCGGACAAACUGAACUUGGCACACAGGAGAAUUCUAGGAAUGUGAUGGCGGUUUCUUUUGGAGACAACGCGACUCGUAGUCUAGUUUUUGUUCAACAGUAAGAACAAACGUGUAGCUUCAGUGUUGACAUCAAGACCUAACUGGUGAGUCUCCUCUUAGUUCACCGACAGUGACCGGGCAAUUUGCUUAAUCCCUCCAGGCAGCAGCGUCUCUCCGUAGAUGAAAAGUGUCUUUUUGUCUCUCGACACUGAAGGGAAACGAAGCAAAAGGGAACGCUGCUUUUCUCCCAUCGUUGUUUUAAUUCCUCCCUUUAUUUUAUUACUGUUCGUUCACGCCACUGGAUCCCUGCUGCUCUGAACCCGCAGAGAUCCCUCAGAACGGGAUCAAGUACACUGGACGAAGGACCAGUCCACCUGAAGCACGGCGCUGUACUGAAGAUCCAGUCGGCGCCGCUCGAUAUGAAAACCACUGGACAUGUUUCUCUACACUGGAGCUUGAACUCGACGUAGCUGACCACUUUUAUGUUGUUGUUUGUUUUUUAUCCUUUUUAUUUCCUUUCCCCAGACGUUGUAAUUGGCUCAUCGCAGUACUUGAAUCACGCGUUUCCGUAGCAGCAGCAGGAUGAGGAUGAGGGGUUGAACGCGGCGAAUGAAAGUCCGUUGUAACUCUUUCUGGACCCGUUGUGUUACUUCGUAAACUCGUCGUGACUUUGAGUAAGAAAUGUGAGACGGAAGUUUGAACGUUUUGUGUAACGUCGUCCUAUACGUUAUACUUGACAUCAAUGCCAAGCUUUUUACUUUACAACCAUUUUUAAAAUCGAGGACGUACACGCAAGAGGCUGCUCAUCGCUUUUGAAGUGCGAAUCCAUUUAAGCCCGAAAAUCUCAUCCCGCGGCAGAAGAUGCUGCUGGGAUGAACGCGCUGUAGCUUCUGUCCUGCCUUAUGGAAAUGAAUGUAUUCAAACGGCCUCAUGUGAGAAUGCUGAACGCGCUUUUAUCACGCGUCAGAUUCUCUUGCUGAUCCGCUUUGGAGCUGGAGGGAAAACUUUUGAAACGUCACAACAAUCUGAUUCCAUAUGGGUUCAAUUGAGGCCUCAUUCUACUGCUCUUUUAAUGGAAAGUUAAUAAUGAAAUGUAUCCCGUUUUAAACCUCAAUACUCUACAUUCUAACCACUAAGUCUAGAGCCUCUUUUCAGUUUUCUCUGUGAACAAAGGGAGCGACUCUCUUAUUUAUGCCACUGCUCGCUGUUCAAAUAUUUGUCAGUGUUGUAGCUUAGUUUUAAUGUAUUGUCAGUAUAAUGGCAUCCGCUGGCUGUAGAUAUGAAGUAGAUUUAUAUAUUUUCUUUUUUGAGGGGGAAAUAUUGUUGGCAGUAUUGUUACUACACCCUGAGAAGAUUCCUGCUUUGUGGAGGUCUGUAAUUACAAAAAGAAGUAGGAAACGUGUCACUGAUCAGGCUGACUGGAAAUACAGAUGCGUUCAAAUGCAAUUUUAUAUAUACUUCUAUUUUUUUCUGGAAAUCCUGAUCAUGACUCAGUAAAGCUUUGCUACAGUAGAA